Molecule: messenger RNA, 7104 nt
Organism: Mus caroli (Ryukyu mouse)
Lineage: Eukaryota; Metazoa; Chordata; Mammalia; Rodentia; Muridae
Gene: Sec24a
Product: SEC24 homolog A, COPII component
Biological process (GO): endoplasmic reticulum to Golgi vesicle-mediated transport; COPII-coated vesicle cargo loading; intracellular protein transport
Cellular component (GO): COPII vesicle coat; endoplasmic reticulum exit site
Molecular function (GO): zinc ion binding; SNARE binding
Source: RefSeq, a predicted model, not a curated record
GAUAGGAGAGGGAUGGAUUCCCGAUCCAUGUGUGGUGGAUGUACUUCGGAGUGACUAUGCUACGGACAGGCUAACGUCAAAAUUAAUCUUAAUCCUCCAGUUGAAAAGAAGAGCUUCCUCCUUAGCGUCAUCAGACAUUUUAACCUUGACCCAGCAUCUUCACUCCAGCCCUGGCUGACCUGACUAGGCCGCCUUCGAACUUAGAACACUUCUGCCUCGACCUCCUGAUUGCCGCCAUGUCCGGCCCAUGACACUUUGACAAACACAGGUAAUUGAACACCUCUUUUUAAAAUUCUCUUGCACUCUACACCUGGCAUAGCAUCGGCUGGGCCACCAGCGGUAGCCGAGGACAUCGGUCGUCUCAGGUAAUCCUCAGAGAAUCCCGGAAGAGGAGCCGGGUCUCUCCCGUCCCACCCAAUCGAUUCUAAAAGUCCGCACCACCCCUGGGACUGUCAGCAAGGUGACGUUCUCCACGCCGGGGAUUUUCGCAGUGGUGACACAGGCUACUUCCGGCGGGCCGCGGGAGUCCGUGACGUGGCAGGCGAGUCCGUGCACGGUCCUCCGGGCCGGGACACGGGACUGUCAGGUGCCCUCGGGGCAGCUCCCCGGGGACAGAGAGCACGGCCGCAGCCUCCAGCCGGAACCGGAAGUGCCACGUGUCCCCACUGUGCCUGCGCGGCCGGCGGCUCCGCCCAGGGCCUCCCUCCUCUCCGGGUUCGGCUGCCGCCUCCGAGCCCGGCGUUCCCAGCCCCGCCGGCCUGACUCCUGAGCCUCUCCGCGCCCUGGCCGGGUCGUGGCCGCCGGCGGGCAGAAGACACCCACACGCCAUGCCUCGACUUUGACGUGCCACCCCCGCGUGUUCCGCUUCUCCGGCCUCCAGAUCCCCUGCCCUCGGUUUUCCUGUUGGAGCUCUUUUUUAGGCUGGGCGCUGCGGUCGACCCCGACGGCUCCGUCUUACCCUGAGAUCCCCGGGCGCCAUGGCCCAGCCCCGGAUCCCCGCUGCCCGCGGUGCCGCAGCUAGCCUCCAGGCCCAGAACGGAGCCGCCUCAGCCUCGGGGUCUCCCUACACCAACGGUCCUGUCCAAAAUACACUGAUGUCUCCACAAAUGUCAUCGAGUCAAGGAUAUGAUUCCCAACUUCCAGGAUCCUACCCUCGUCCAAUGCCAGCAAAGACUUUGAAUCCGUUCUCUGCACAGUCGAACUAUGGUGGUUCUCAGGGAUCUGGGCAGGCUCUUAAUAGUCCACUUGUGACUUCCAGUCCAGUACUACCUUCGCUUCAUAGUGGUCCUGUUCCCCGAAUGCCACUACCUACUUCUCAGAACCCAGCUGCUACACCAAUGCCUUCUGGUAGCUUUCUUCCUGGAGCCAACCCACCCCCAUCUUUGAAUUGGCAAUAUAACUAUCCAUCCACAGGACCGCAGACGAACCAUUUUCCUCAUGGAGCUCCACCAACUCUACCUGGGAAUCCAAAUUUAACAGCGGAUCAUCAAUAUGUUUCUUCUGGAGACCCUGCACUUCAAACCAGCUUCAAAAAGCCAGGUUCUGCACUUCCCUUACAGAACCCACCUCUGCCUCCCACUUUUCAGUCAGGAGCUCCUCCUGGGCCCCCUCCAGCUGGAGGCCCACCUCCCAGCCGGGGCCCCAUGCCCCAGAAAACACCUCCUCGGGCUGCACCCCCACCUUCAUUUAACUCAGCUGUCAAUCAGGAAGGUAUUACUUCAAAUGCCAAUAAUGGAUCUACGAUGGCUCAUAAUACUUAUGAUGAGAUUGAAGGAGGUGGCUUCUUGGCAACACCACAGCUUGUUAAUCAGAACCCCAAAACAAGCCGAAGUGUGGGCUAUGCAUACCCCUCCCUGCCACCAGGCUACCAGAACAGCGCACCACCUGUGGCUGGAAUGCCACCACCCUCCCUCAGUUACCCAAGUGGCCCCCAGGCCUUUACUCAGACUCCCUUAGGUGCUAAUCAUUUAACUGCAAGCAUGAGUGGAUUAAGUCUGCAUCCAGAGGGGAUAAGAGUUGUCAAUCUUCUUCAAGAAAGGAACAUGCUUCCUUCGACACCACUGCAGCCUCCAGUCCCAAAUCUGCUUGAAGACAUCCAGAAACUCAACUGUAACCCAGAGCUGUUCCGAUGCACGCUGACGAGUGUCCCUCAGACUCAGGCCUUACUGAAUAAAGCCAAGCUUCCGCUGGGGCUGCUGCUCCACCCCUUCAAGGACCUACUGCAGUUGCCCGUGGUCACCUCCAGCACAAUUGUGAGAUGCCGUUCAUGCAGGACUUACAUCAACCCUUUCGUCAACUUCCUUGAUCAAAGAAGGUGGAAAUGUAACUUAUGUUAUCGAGUAAAUGAUGUUCCUGAAGAAUUCAUGUACAACCCUUUAACCAGAGUUUAUGGAGAACCUCACAAAAGACCUGAAGUCCAGAAUGCUACCAUUGAGUUUAUGGCUCCUUCAGAGUACAUGUUACGACCACCACAACCUCCAGUGUACCUCUUUGUAUUUGAUGUAUCUCACAACGCAAUAGAAACUGGAUACUUGAAUUCAGUUUGCCAGAGUUUGUUAGACAAUCUGGAUCUGCUUCCUGGCAACACUAGGACAAAAAUCGGUUUCAUAACAUUUGAUAGCACUAUCCAUUUCUACAGUCUUCAGGAAGGUCUCUCCCAGCCUCAGAUGCUAAUAGUUUCAGAUAUUGACGAUGUUUUUAUACCUAUGCCAGAGAACUUACUAGUAAACUUAAAUGAAAGUAAAGAGCUUGUCCAAGAUUUACUGAAAACACUGCCACAAAUGUUUACUAAGACACUGGAGACCCAGAGUGCCUUGGGUCCUGCACUUCAGGCUGCGUUUAAGCUGAUAUCACCAACUGGUGGUCGAAUGUCUGUCUUCCAAACACAACUCCCAACGCUUGGUGUAGGAGCCCUGAAACCACGAGAGGAACCCAACCAAAGGUCAUCUGCUAAGGAAAUACAUCUGACACCAUCCACUGACUUCUAUAAGAAAUUAGCCUUGGACUGUUCUGGGCAGCAAGCAGCUGUUGACUUAUUCCUUCUCAGUGGACAGUAUUCGGAUUUGGCUUCUCUAGGCUGCAUCUCUCGGUACUCAGCGGGUAGUGUGUAUUACUAUCCCUCGUACCAUCACCAGCACAACCCAGUGCAAGUACAGAAACUACAGAAGGAACUACACAGGUACCUCACUCGGAAGAUUGGAUUUGAGGCAGUCAUGAGGAUCCGGUGCACCAAAGGUCUUUCCAUUCAUACCUUCCAUGGGAACUUCUUCGUCCGUUCUACAGACUUACUGUCUCUUCCCAAUGUCAACCCAGAUGCUGGGUAUGCGGUCCAGAUGUCAGUAGAAGAGAGUCUCACUGACACUCAGCUAGUUUCCUUCCAGUCAGCACUCUUAUAUACAUCAAGUAAAGGUGAAAGAAGAAUCCGUGUCCAUACUUUGUGUUUGCCGGUAGUUUCUACCCUGAAUGAAGUCUUUCUUGGAGCUGAUGUGCAAGCAAUUUCAGGGUUAUUAGCCAAUAUGGCUGUUGACAGGUCGGUGACUGCCAGCCUGAGUGAUGCCCGGGAUGCCCUGGUGAAUGCUGUCAUCGACUCUCUCUCAGCCUACCGCUCUUCAGUCCUGAGUGGCCAGCAGCCAGGCCUCAUGGUUCCUUUCUCCUUGAGGCUUUUCCCACUUUUUGUGUUGGCUCUCCUAAAACAGAAAUCUUUCCAGACUGGGACAAGUGUACGUCUAGAUGAACGAAUUUUUGCCAUGUGUCAAGUGAAAAACCAGCCAUUGGUUCACCUCAUGCUCACAACACAUCCCAGCUUGUAUAGAGUUGACAACCUCUCAGAUGAGGGAGCUCUCAACAUCAAUGACAGAACCAUACCUCAGCCCCCCAUUCUUCAGCUCUCGGUGGAGAAGUUGAGCAGAGAUGGAGCGUUCCUCAUGGAUGCAGGCUCAUUACUGAUGCUUUGGGUUGGAAGAAAUUGUUCACAAAAUUUUCUCAGCCAAGUUCUGGGAGUUCAAAACUAUGCAUCAAUUCCACAGACAAUGACAGAUCUUCCAGAACUUGAUACACCCGAAUCUGCCAGAAUAGCAGCCUUCAUCUCAUGGCUUAGAGAGCAGAGGCCGUUCUUCCCAGUACUCUAUGUAAUCAGGGAGGAGAGUCUUAUGAAAGCAGCCUUCCUUCAGAACUUGGUAGAAGACAGAACAGAGUCUGCACUGUCAUAUUAUGAAUUCCUUCUGCACAUACAGCAGCAAGUGAACAAGUGACGAGACCGGGCUGCUGAGGAGUCGCUGGUGGAGUUCCUGAGGAUGCAGUACCUUUCUUUCCUCCUUAAGAUUGUGAACAAAUGUGAUGAUGAUUAAGAUGUUUCACUGUGAUUUCAACUAACUAUAGCAAAUAAAGGACCACAGCCGAGAGUCAGAUGUGCAACUCCAAAAUACUGUAUUUUUCAAAUCAAAUAGAUGUCUAUACAAUUGGAAACCUUUUUUUUCCUUUGCUGCCAACUAUGUUUGAGUUGUUAUGGAUUGAGAUGAGACAAUAUUGCAGAGGCAAAGAACAUUUUAUAAAAUAAAGACUUCUGUGUUCUGCAUUUCUAUUUCUCAUUUUUUUUAUUUUUAUGAGUUUUUGGCUGCUACAUUUAAAAACGUCACAAGACUAAGUGUUUUAGGGACGUUUCAAAUCUAUCAAUAAUGAUCUUUUUUAAAUUGGAAAAUCCAAAAGUCAGUAGACUGUAGAAAAGCUGGAAUCCAUCCCCUUUACAUAUCUGUUUUUGCCACACACACCCCCUUCAUUUUCUAGGGAAGGAAAAGGAUCAUGUUAACUAAAUUGGAGUACACUAGCUCUGGUCUUGCUUGGGAAGAAUAUAAAGUAAAUUGUGAAGCUUUAACAUCUGUCAGUAUUUUCUCUACUUGAACAAAGUCACUUUAAUUUGAGGUGAAAACUAAUUAGGUGGUUUUCUGCUGUUUUAUUCUGCCGUGAAUAAAAUUUGAGCUGUCUUCAUAAAUAUAUCAGGACUGGCAAUGAUAAUAGGAGCUGGUUCUGUUGAUUCGCUGAGUGGGUUUUUGUUUGGUCCAUUUCUGCUGUGAUUGAUAAAGUAUUACAAGCAGUUAAAGGUUCCCUAAAUGCAAUCUUAGAAUGCAUCAGCGUUAUCUCUAAGGAGUUUAAGGAUUAAAUUGGAAGCCGCUCAUGUAUUCUGGGAUAUUAAAACCUUUUAAGGUAUGAAUGCUGCUGUUUGAGUUGGUGGAUACUAAGAUUGUACAAAUCCAUCAUUUUAAAGUUAUAAAAGAAACUUGAUUUGUUAUCAUGCUCUAAAGACUGCUUGUUUUGAUUCAGUUAGAGAACUAUUACAGUCAAACUAUCGGAUGGCUUUUGUUUACAAAUAGGUAAAUUAUCCAUGUGUAUUUAAAGUGCUAUGAUGUGUCUUUAAGAGUUUGCCUCAGUUUUCACAGGUUCAUCAUCUUGUAUGAACUUCUUUAGUAAUAUUUGUGUGUAAUACUCAGAGAUCUUUUUGGUUUUUGUUUUCAUAGAUUAGAAAUGUGUUUACAAUCUCCGUCUCACGCCAUCACCAAUGUAAUAGUAACUUCCAGGUUUACACCCACACGGGCUGACUGUAACUCCUGGGAAGGGAAGCAGCAGGCCCCUGGAGUGUACAGACAGCUACCGAGUGCCAGCUGCUUCCGGACACCUGUGCUUUGUGAGAGUGACAGUGUUAGAGUCCCUUUUCUUUUUAAUUCCAAGCCACACAUGAUGGUGGCACGGGACCCUAAUGCUGGUAUUUGAGAGGCUAAAGCAGGAGAUUGCUAGCCUGGGCUACAUAGCAAGUGCCAGACCAGCUAGACUUGUCUCAAAAAGACAAUUGAAAAUUUUUGUUUCAGUGUACAUAUAGUACAUUCAAUUGAGGGUUGUUUUUUUUUUUUUAACUGCUUCAUUUAUUGAGAAGCAGUUUUCAAACUAGAACCAAUUAAGUGUAUAUUAUUUCCCCUCUUUUUAAGAAACAGCCAUUAUAUACAAUGUUCCUUUAAAUGAACUAAAGUUUUCUUUUUAAUGGGAUUUUAAAUGUUAGUAUUUUUAGAUUCUUUCAUCAUAGUAAGGAAUCUUCCAGAGGGAAAUGUACUCCUAGGGAAACCUUCCUUGUGCCUUCCCGGAGUAAGUCUGACCCUUAUUAGCACCUGCUUGGUUAGUAUAUUUCACAAAUUUACUUUUAAAUUUUAUUUUAGAUAUUAUAUUAUGUGCAAUCCAGAGUAAUUUUAUAACAGUCAUAAAAACAUAACUAUUAGGGUUCUCAACUUCGUUCUCCACACAAGAGAAUGAACCGUUGUGGAAUAUUGAUAUGAUUAUUUUUUUGCUAUAUUGAAUGUUUUUCAGUUUUGACUUUUUUUUUUUUUUUGCAGUAAGACACUACCCGUCCUACCAUCCUGUAUUACUUUCUGAUGUAAAACAACUAAUAUUUACACUAUGCCAUAUUUUUUUUAUUGUAGUUGUAAAUUAUGAAAGAUCCUUGAAUUUUCUACAGAUCUACAACUACUAAAGUAACAGACAAGGGCAAUCUUGAUAUAUAAAUCUGAGCAUGCAGUUCUACCAUAAAAAGUACUCUAUUUUUCUAAAUCUAGAAUUUUUAAAAUAAUGUUCCUGUAAGUCUGACAUACUAAUAUUCACUUAAGCAGUAACAUUUAUUUUAGCUUGCAUAUAUUUUAAUUUAAUGUAAUGUACUGAGUCUAAUAGACUGUUUUGCAAUAAUUAGAAUAAAAGAUUUACUUCUUCUAAUCAAAGAUGCAUAACAGCUAUUAUCUAGGGGACCACCAAAUGUGAUUUCACAGUUUUAACUAUUAUAAACACAAUUGUUACAUAGAAAUUUUAAUUUUGUAAAGUAGUGUGUAUGAUAUUGUAACAUUAAGUCCUUGUUCUCAAAUCAAAAGUAUAUGUUGCCCUCCAGUGUAUUGUGCUCAGUCUUGCUCCCCUGAGAUGUUGACACAGGAUUGGUCUUCCUUUUUACAGAUUGUAAUUUUCACUGUUUUAUUCCUGUUUUUUAAAAAAAAAGUCAUUUGUAACCCAUGCAAACAAUGUUUGAUCUGUGCUAACUUAUAAAUUUGGCUAUUCAAUAAAGUUAAUCAAAAGAACUUA